Messenger RNA from Symbiodinium necroappetens, 2685 nucleotides. NCBI's taxonomy places the organism in Eukaryota, Dinophyceae, Suessiales, Symbiodiniaceae. The record is from the annotation of a GenBank genome assembly.
GCAUCCUGCUGGCAGGGCAUCCGGUAUGGCGAAUUGGUGGAGUCCCAUCAAGGCAACACUCUGGAAUGUCUGAAUCUGGCUCUGGAUCACUUCGACCAGACUCACCUGGACAGGUAUCUCAAAAUCAGCGGUCAGGUGGUAAUCAUUCUCACCGCUGGGAGUGGGCUCAUUCGAAGCCGCACCCGGGAGCUGUACAUGUUGACCAACCGCCGCUGCAUCGCAUCUGGCCACCAGUCUUUCCAGAUCGUCAGCGUCCGGGAUCCGCCUUUUCAUCGGGUGCCCUGGAUCAUGUGGCCGCAAAGUCCGUCCAUCUCCGCCCUCUCCGUACCCUCGCGGACGUCACACGAAACGGAAGCGGACAAGCUCUCGCCAUUCCCGCGCUGGCUGUCCUUCAUCUGCUACCAGGAAGGCCGCCUCUCCCCUUGCUGGACGGAAGAGGACUCGGUCAAAGCUUCGUUCCUCCCGUUCAUCGACCAUGAGCAGAACCACGGUUUGCAAUGGACUCCGCCAGUCCUGCCGCUGAUCCAAGAGUCGCAUCCUCGUGAGCAAGACGUGCGCCAAACCAUGUCUCCAAAGUCGAUGCCGACGUUUCAGGACGAGACGGUGCUACGAGCUUUCCGCGCAUCCUCCAACCAGAAAACAUGGGACGAGAUUAGGCUGCCGCGUUUGAGCUCGGCCAUGAGUGAGUCGACGAAGACGGUGACCGAAUAUCUCCCCACGCAAUACACUGUCAACCCAUUACGUUUCGGACAAGAAGAAGGCGCACAGCUCAACCUGAUGCAAGACCUCGUGGGGUUGCGCCUAGCCGCUCUCGGGGGCACCCAGAUCAUCAGGAAUGUGAACUACAACGUCUACAACUGGCCCGCGCAGGGCAUGGCGGACGACGAGGAGGACAAGCAGAGUCCAUGGCAGGUGCAUGGCAACCUCCUCCCAAAAUCUCUGCAUCAGCUCACUGUGCAAGCGGCUUGUGGGUCUGAGUGGAGGUUCGCACCGAGAGAGACGGAUCUUACUGUCGGCAAGAAGGAGCACUUUCAACUGGACAGAGACAAAGCCACCAGCUUCCUCUACGAGCGCUUCUUUGUGCACCUGACCUCCCGAUGGGGCCAGGAAGGCCCCGGGCCGCCAGAAACGACCUGGAUCGAAUCUCGCACGGUCUUCCAUCUAAAUGAGCGUUUGGAUUGGAACUACUUGGACCAGGUAUUGGCAGGUGUUUACAGAAUACCACCUGCACUGCCAUACCCUGUGGAUCGCCGCAACCUCAACGACCCUCUGAUCAGGAAAGACAGCUCGAGCUUGUCUCUAUCCGGAGACACGCGCGAUGGUUGGCAGCUUAGAGGAGCAUUGAAGCAGCAUCUGCUCAUGCUCAUGCCCAAGUCCUGCUUGGCUUCGUCGCAUGCCGAGAUCUUCAGGUGCGUCUUAUCCCACCUGGAGGGCAAGAUAGUUCUAGGCAAAGACCCCUUCGAUGCGUUUGAGCAAAGCGGGAGCUUUGAGAAGAAUCGGGAGCUUAUCAUGGAGGCACUGAGCAAAAGACAGGAAUAUGUUCGCGAUCAGUUGGCAGAAGAUCAGAGCCUGCCAUCUCGCCAGACUUCGAGGAGCGAAGUGAACCCUACAGACGGCCGACGUCACAGUGCCACUGGUUCAAGUUCAAUCCAGGAGUUUCUCUACUUUGGUCUCGAUGGCUUGGGAGAUUCUGCGGAAGCACCUCAGGAACAGCCGCCCGUUUCCCGCAACACGACGACCGUGACUACUGCUUUUGACAACACCGGGACGGUGGCACAGGAUGAUGUCGACCCCAACGACGACCCGAAGAAGCUGCUUGAGGACUUGGAUGAGAUUCGAUCGCAGACAGUCGAAAAGUUCAAGUCAUUCCAGGAAGGACUUCGCAAGCUGCUCUUCGGGCGAAUGCCCAAGGAGCAGUUCGAUAAAGAGCUUCUGGACAUUGAUACCAACUCCGUGCACUUCACAGUGGGACGAGGAGAGAAAGAAGUGUCAGUUUGCAGAGCAGAGCUGGGGACAUCAUUCACCCAGAGCCGGGACUGGUUCGGAUUCUUCUACGACGAUGUCUUCUGCCCUCCCAAAUUCUUUCACCUCGUGGUCGAAUGGAUGGCAUGCUCCUCCAUACAUCUGGCAUCCUUCUUCACCAAGCUGGAAAAGCUGGCAUCUGAGCACGGUUUCCGGCUAUUGCGGCUGCCAAUCAGUGUCCUGUUCCCGCAGCCUGCACCGGCGUGGGUCUGGAGCGAGGAUCAGGAGACCAACUUUGAUCGGCUUCCCUUCUACCCACGGCCACGGGUCAGCUUCCCCAAGAAUCGAGAUCGCGAUCGAGCAGAGCAAGUCUAUGCGAAGCUUCUUGAGGCCUGGCUGCAGCCGCCGCUGAACUUGCACUUCAUCUUCUCAUGCCCCAUCCAAGAUUUCAAGGCCUACCCCAUCGUGGCUGAGGAGGAUCCCCGGAGAACGACGGCCAACCGAGAGGUCUACCAACGACUGAAAGGAUGGGUUCUUUGCGAUUCCGAUGGCCUCGCUCUCGUGACACUUCGGGAAGAGGGCAUCAUGUUCUUUGAGAACCACAUACAGGUUUUCGAAGCUCGCACAGAAGAGCGAGUUCAGUCCAACCUGAAGAAGGUGAACCAACUGCGGAGCAAGUUCUUCGAAGUCACCGAGGAGAUCCUUAAGCUGUGGGAGCCAUAA